This is a messenger RNA of Haliotis rubra (blacklip abalone), 3002 nucleotides long. RefSeq names its product leucine-rich repeat-containing protein 14-like. The transcript is spliced from 4 exons. The coding region runs from base 1062 to 2663 and encodes 533 amino acids. Gene Ontology annotation, cellular component: cytoplasm. The record is from RefSeq and is a predicted model, not a curated record. Lineage: Eukaryota; Metazoa; Mollusca; Gastropoda; Lepetellida; Haliotidae.
CGAUCCGUAAAAUCAGUAUACCGAGCACAAUGUCUCUUAGACGAUUUUUACUUAAAUGAAAACAAAGCGGGGCUGAGAAUAACAAAUUAUUCGAAUCUUGUGAAAGUGAAAACACGGCCCAACUUCCGGGAAUGGUGUGACUCUUUGACAGUAGGGGACACGAAACUCCUGUGGCAGAGUUACAGAAUCAAGUCUUUCUCAGUUGAAUGUGACAGAAGUAUUGGGUGACAUCACUUCACUAAUAUAUUUAUUUUCUUAAGAAUUUCCCCACAAACAGAUUUCAUUGGGAACAGACACAAUGUCGAAUAUUGAUCAGUAUUAUUAGAAACCAUAUAAUAGGGCCUAUCAGCUUCAUUGCAAGCGUAACCUGUAGUGGGCUUUUCAUAUUCCAGAAUGAAUUGAUGUGCAUAACUGAGACACGAUUCAAGAAAACUUCAAUGAUAUAUUAAGAAAUUAAAAACAACAACCUCAGAACUUUCAAAAAACAACCCGCCCCAUCCUCUCUCACUCUAAAACAAACUAUCACUUUGUUCACAAGAAAAUCUAAAUGCAAUAACAGACAUACUGGAUGAAUAAUGUAGUCUGAAAAUAGAAUUUGAUAUCUGUUCGUAUCUACCUUUGUUUUCAGCUCUUAUCCCCAUCUAAAUAUCAAAAUGUAAAGUAGAUCUACCAAAAUUAUAACCAUAUAUACACUGGAUAAAAUCAGUGAUAAAUAUUCUUGAGUCAGAUAGUCUCACCAUGCUUGACAACUAUUUGGGUGGACUGGUGUGUUAACAAUGGACUGUUAGUGUUACAUGCUGAGUUCCUGAUGAUACACAGACCUACACUAUUUGUAGCACUAAGAUUGCUUUGUGCAACUAAGCCCUGGAUUUGUCUCUAAAACUGUCAAAGUAUGCUGGUUUGUAAAACAGACAUUAUAUUAUCAUCAUUAUUAUUUACAGCUAUUCAGGUGUGAUGAUUGUGUUAUUGUCAUGAUGAUAUAAUUCUGUUGUUUCAGGUGUUCCAUGUUGCUGAUGAUGCGGAGCAGAUACAUGGUGUAGUUGCUGUCCAUGCUGUAGACCAUGUCCAACAACAUGGAGUCACUGUGGUACGACCACUACCAGGGUGCAGUAUACCCUCUGGAUCUCCACGCUCAAGCCAACUGUGCCUGGUCCAAAUCACCAAAGGGAAAAGUUCCGACACUCAUUCACUUAUGUGCUGCUUACAUCGUCAAGGAUUCCACCAUGACAUAUCAAGCGGUCGAAGUGAUGCCCCAGACAUUAUGUUUGCCUCUCAUGCAUGAAGCAUUGCUUUGCAACCGUGACAGAGCAAUUGAGGUACUUUUAUCCCACUGGCCAUUGUCAACCAUGUCACUGUCAGGACUGGCACCUCCAGUGUUCACGUCACUGUUGCCGCUGUACAACUCUGUGUACCUGGCAGACAUUGUGAGGCAAAGUCUUCGUUACACCACAACAAUGGCCCACACAUUCAUAGAAAGUCUACGCAAAAGACAACCAACUAAUCUAAGGUUCCUUGACCUGACUGGGUACCCUACAGCGGAGGUGAUUGUGUACUUUCUGGCGUCACAUGUGAUGCUGGCGUUCACAGAAUCACAGCAGAACCAGCAGAUCCGCCUGUACAAUGACACCAUCCCCAGCUAUGACCGUCCAGACCUCCCAGCCCACAUCGAUCCUGUGCAGUCUUCACUUCCAGAAAACUGUAUAAUGAUUAAACUUGAUGCCUUUGUGACGUCAGAGUCUACUCACAGUGAGCUGUGUAAGGCCCUGAAGGUGUCCAGCUUCCCCCACAGUCGAGUCCGGCUGUGCAUUGUCCGUCUCGGUGCUACGUGUCUUGGAGAAGCCAGACUCAGUAUACUCCUCAAGGUCCUCAUAGCUGAGUAUGUGCAGGGUCUGCAGCUCAAGUACAAUUCACUCACCAUUGAUGACAUUGUCAAGCUAAGUCCAACAUUCUCAAGCUUAGUCAACCUGACAGCCCUGGAUCUGUCCUGCAACUCCAUCUACUUCUACAUGAGUGAUACUGCCACUGACAGACUCUCCGAGACAUUCACACACAUGCCAAACCUGGCCAGGCUGGAUCUCAGUAAUAACAGAAUCAAAACUAAGUUGCGAAGGCUUUUGUCUAACAUUCCCAAGCCUCUCCAGUACUUACGAGUGGCAGCCUGUGGGCUGACAGUGUCUGACAUCACUUACCUCUCUGUAUCCCACCAUGCAAGGGGCCUGUGUGAACUUGACCUCAGUGAGAAUAGUCUAGGUCCCACAUGCCGCAACCUCAGCAACCUGCUUGGUUCUUUAGCAAAUACAUUGCUAGUGUUUGAAGCAGAAGACUGUGGACUAAUAGAUGAACAUUUUGAGUACUUACUACCUAGUUUGUCCUUGCUGAAGUAUGUGCUGUUUCUGAACCUGGCUGAGAACCGUUUAUCUCGAGAAGCUCUAGUUCAAGUCACACAAGCUGCAGCCCAGCUCCCGAAGUUGAAGGUGUUUCGGACUUCCUACCCAACAGACUGCUACCACCAUGACUCAGAGGAAAUCGAGGAGGAGGAGAGAAUUACAACAGUUGCAAGAUUACGAGAUAUUGUAUCCAAGAAUUCUGAAUCCCGACCACAGACGGGGAUCAUGCAGCUAGUCGUCGUUGAGCUGGAGAGGAUUUUCAUGGACGAAUCCUGAAUGAAUAGGUGAUAAUAUGUUCAACCAGAAAUGAACUCAACAAUAGCCCAGAGUCCAGAAGUUGUGUUUAGGAUUGUGGAUAAUAUGUAUUUCCCUUGAUGGAAUUACCAAAUGGGUAGCAGCCUUGAACAGUAUCUGUGUCAUUUAACCUUUUGUUGGAUUGCUCGAGUGGUAUGUUUACAUCCAGUGGACAUCUUCUCAAGUGAUCUGUGCACAUGCUUUAAGCACCAAUGGAUGUGGUCUGUGUGCAAACAUUAGGCGCCGACUUCUGAAUUGGUCCAUGUAGGUGUAGAAGACAACUUCAGAAGGGAUAAAAUCAAUAUCAGUCUAUAAAUCUUA